Molecule: messenger RNA, 1381 nt
Organism: Lampris incognitus (smalleye Pacific opah)
Lineage: Eukaryota; Metazoa; Chordata; Actinopteri; Lampriformes; Lampridae
Gene: hoxb1b
Product: homeobox B1b
Biological process (GO): regulation of transcription by RNA polymerase II
Cellular component (GO): nucleus
Molecular function (GO): DNA-binding transcription factor activity, RNA polymerase II-specific; RNA polymerase II cis-regulatory region sequence-specific DNA binding
Source: RefSeq, a predicted model, not a curated record
AUGGACGAGCCUGCAGACCAGACGGAGCGCUGCAGCUCGUUUGUCAUUGGCGUUCGGGGAGUCACGUUCUGUCAGGAAGGUGAUAUGAGGGUGGAGGGCGUUUUUUACAGCUUUGACAUACUACCUAGAGUUAGGGCAAGGGGAGCACCAAUUAAUGACUGCGUGGUCCUCAUCAAUUCUGCUUCAACAAAUAGGCCUGCCAGAAUGAACUCUUACUUAGACUACCCUGUCUGCAACCGGGGGACGAACAUUUUCAACGCCAAAGCUGGAUACCACAAUCUGAACCAUGGAUACGUCGCUUCCUUAGCCUCCAAUUCAUGUGCAACAAAUGAUAGCUGCGGAUCCGACGGCCGAUUACUGCAGGGCGCCGCUUCUCUACCACCGCCGCCGCCACCACAUCCGCCUCAGAAUGCAGGUCACCCUCUCCACCAUCAUCAGACACACAUCAACUUUGAUCUGCAGUUCGCAACGCAAGGGAAUGCGGUGUACACUGCUCAGAUCGGGUCAACUCUGGACUACGGAAACCCCCAAUACAUUGCCCCGGGUCACGAGCACGAACACGAGCACAGGGGGUUCGUUAAUUCGCACGUUUCUCCCAUAGGAACCAACAUGGCUCCUUACACGGGAGACGGCGGUGGGCCCGGGCUCGCGCCGAGCAACCAGUACCUGCAUUUCAGCAACGCGGAGCAGAGACAGCAGCAGUACUUGUUAGAAGGUGUUUACCCGAGGUUACCGAGCCAACACAAGGAUCACAAGGAUCUGGAUCACGCAGAACAAACGUCCAAAACGUUCGACUGGAUGAAAGUUAAGAGGAACCCUCCUAAAACAGCGGCCUUGUCUGAGUACGGAGCUGCGGGGCAGCACAACGCGAUACGCACUAACUUCACCACCAAGCAGCUAACGGAGCUGGAGAAGGAGUUCCACUUCAACAAAUACCUCACGCGGGCGCGGAGGGUGGAGGUGGCCGCCAGUCUGGACCUGAACGAGGCCCAGGUCAAAAUCUGGUUUCAGAACCGCCGCAUGAAGCAGAAGAAACGGGAGAAGGCGGGAAGCGUGGCGGUGAACUGUGCCGGGGGCCCCGCGGCACCGAACUCGUCGGCCUCCGACAGCCCCGCGAAAGCCGAGGGGCAGUGAGAGCGCGGGGAGGGUGGCAACUCGCGGAGACUUCCAUUUAGACUGAUGCGCGCGCGCGGGCCCGUGGAGUGACGCAGCCUUCCCUUCCCCGCAUCUCUGCAGACGAACUGAGGGGAGGAAAGACUCGGGGAUUUCUAUCACUUGUGGAGCGGAGUAUGCAGGGUCACACACACACACACACUGUGUCUUAAUAUGUGUUUAUGCGUUGAUUUUUCUGAGAUGGAUGCUGCGAUAUUAAUGCUCUCCU